This is a messenger RNA of Leptosia nina, 1071 nucleotides long. NCBI's taxonomy places the organism in Eukaryota, Metazoa, Arthropoda, Insecta, Lepidoptera, Pieridae. The record is from the annotation of a GenBank genome assembly.
AUGUCUAAGCCGGCGGUGCUCGUUAAUACUUUUGUACGCGAAAAACCUUUGGGCUAUUGCGUUGACCCUGUUUCGAAAUUUUUUAUCAUAGUCGAAACUUUAUUGGGCUUAAAUCGUCUCCUAUUAGUGGGGAAGUUAAAAACUGUAUGUGUUCUUCUAGGUUACGGUUAUUCUGCUUUAAUGGUCGUUCUGUUCAAUUACAUGACAUUCGAUUAUGAUUUGUGGGAGAAAUUUCCCGUAGCGACAACUAUCGAUAUUAUGUCGUUUCUUCUAUGCGUUGUUAUUAGUUCGGUGUUAUGGAAGCGCGUGCGCAACUAUUACAUAGAGCUGUCUCUAUUCGAUGCAGAGGUUAUGUGUGAGGUGAAACUUUCGCGAAGGUCGAUCGGAAAUUUGGUGCAGUCCUUACUUUCCUUGAUGUGUCUACUCGGUUUCUUUUUGAUAUCGUUUACCGUACCCAACUCUUUGGCUUGGCUGGGAGCUAUAGUCAUGCCGAUGAAAGUUUUGCACACCGUCGAUUUUCAUUUCACCGGCCAUUUGUUAAGCCUUCUCGUUCCUCGUCUUCAGUUAAUCAAUUAUUUCUUGGAAGAUUUAUAUCCACAGGACGAAAUAUGUAAACGAUGUCGCUUGGAUAAAGCUAUAAAGAUUAAUACGAGACAAAAGCGGGAAAUUAGCAUGAUUGUUGAUUAUUAUAAUAGAAUCAUAAAAGCAUACGACAUUUUGAAUGAUGCAAUAAAAUGGCAGUUGAAUGUUGAUGGUAUUCUCCUGAUGCUGAAUAUUUUGACAGUGAGAUUCGUCCCAAUGCUCUUGGUGUGUGUAACUGGUGAUAAUUUACAAAAGGAGGUUCUACAUUUACAGGAAUUGCUUGCGUGUCGGCUGUAUGAAGGGCGUUUAGAUAACCGUGAUCGAAGGCCCGCCCAAGCCCUCCUGACAUUGACGGAGGCACGCAAUCUGUCAUUCUCACUUUUCCACAUGUUCAACAUCGACAUAUCACUGCCAUUUAAGAUGUUUAGCCUACUUAUCACAUAUCUCAUCAUUCUGCUACAGUUUGAAAAAGUAAACAGAACAUCCUAG